AUGGUUCCCGAUGAGAGCAACUCUGCAAAGCCGUCUUGUCCCAAUGCGAAACCACGACGGGAGUCUUUCCAAAGAAAGUCGACCCUUCACCAGAACCGCCUCACCAUCGGGGUGUUCUCCCUGUUCCCCUGCACUGGAAGCCUUCUGCCUGGGUGCCAGCAGCUGGUAGCGGUGGACUGUGUAGCUGAGCAGCUGGGCUCCUGGAGCCAGGGUCUGCUCUUCGACAUCACCGGCCGGAACCCAUUAGAGCAUCCUGACGGCAUACCCUACCGACUGCUGGCUGAUAUCUGCAAGCCAGGCAUAGUGUUAGACAUGGCCUCCAUCUUUGAGGAGCACCAUCUGUGCCAGAACAGUAGCCAGCUCUCCUCUGAACAGUUCGGCACAGCUGAAAGCGUCUAUGUUCUGGAUGAGAACAAAUUCAUCUUCCGCAACGCCCUGGUUGGGCAAACAGCCAAAGCCCGUUUCAAAAUCACCAAUAACAGCAAAGUCCACUGCGUGCUUAAUAUGGCCAUCAAAGGCGUCGGGCCAAAAACAUCUCGAAAUGUGGAGGUGUUUGAUUUGUCUACGACCACACUGAACAUACCCAACCAAUCCCACGCUUUCGCCGUGGUCACCUUCACUCCUCAUUCGGUGCAUCAGUACUCUGCAGUGUUUGAGGCCACAUUGGAGGGACUUUACAGAGCAACGCCUACGUCAAAGAGCAAGGUGCUGGAGUUCGACCUAAUGGGCGAGGGCACUCUGCCCAGUGUGGGUGUGGAGCGUCCGUCUCUUAGGAGCAGCAAAGGAACCCCGAUGCUGGCGUUCAGGCGAGUUUUGGUGGGGAGAAGGCACACCCUGCCGCUGGUGCUGCUAAACGAUGGAAAUGUUCCAGCUCAGGUCCAGAUUGACAUGUUGGAUAAAAACAGAGUGUUCACCCUUAAAGCUGCUCCUGGCAACACCUGCAGCUCCAUCCAAUCCACUCAGCUGGAGGGUCCCACUGACUCAGCUCCAUUCCAGCUGCAAACCGUCUCUAAAGAGGGCGACAGCAGCGAGCACUCGGAUGAGAUGCUGCAGCGCCGGAGGAAAGAAGGCGACUGA
Molecule: messenger RNA, 1077 nt
Organism: Menidia menidia (Atlantic silverside)
Lineage: Eukaryota; Metazoa; Chordata; Actinopteri; Atheriniformes; Atherinopsidae
Source: the annotation of a GenBank genome assembly